AUGCUUUUCAAUGCAGCGGGACUUGGCGUACUCUCUGUUCAGCUUUGCAUUUACUAUCUUUCAUUCCCACAAGAUUCCGUUCGAUUUAAAACGCUUGUUUACACCGUUUAUAUGGCGGAACUGGCUCAGACAGUGCUCUUAUGCAAUUCUUUGUUCCGUUCAUUCGUAUAUGGGUUCUUUGAGCACAGUAUUCUAGAUCGAAUCGGAGACCUUUGGUUUUCCAUCCCAGUAUUGGGAGGCAUAGUUUCCUUUCUGGUCCAAGUAUUUUAUGCUUAUAGAAUCGUUGCGUUGGGAAGUAUACGGCGGAAUGCAGGGGUCAAAAUUGUGGCAACAAUUGUAACCAUGUUUGCAAUCAUUCAACUGGGAGGAGGUUUGGCCCUUGGCAUACUUCUGAAGGAAGCUGUCACCUUUAGCCGCAUUAAGAACACCAAAGUCCGAGUUUCCGCAGCGGCAUGGUACGCAGGGGAAGCAAUUGGCGAUAUCCUGAUUGCAAUUUUUAUGACUCUUAUUCUUCUUCGAACAGGUAGUGAAGGCACCAAGAGUACCAGAAAGCUUACUCGAAAACUCAUACGAUUGACGAUUGAGACUGGGACGUUGACCGCAACAAUGGCAAUAGUCACCAUCAUUCUCGUCAUGUUUGGCGGCUCGUACUACCAAGUGACCGCUGGCGUCGUUUCUAAAUUAUACUCCAACACCUUGCUCGCUUCAUUGAACGGAAGAACAGAGGCGGCAAUAGGAUUGCAGGAUGAUUGCUAUGAUGCAGGUCCUAAUAGCAUGUCCAUAUCUUUCGAACUUCCGACGAUUUAUCAAUCGGCCGUCGGAAAUGGAAUUGACAUGGACUGCGAUGACAAUAGAGCUCCAACGCGGAGUGCAGCACCGAAACUUAAAAGAAAAGUAAAAUAG
This is a messenger RNA of Psilocybe cubensis, 903 nucleotides long. RefSeq lists its product as uncharacterized. The record is from RefSeq and is a predicted model, not a curated record. Lineage: Eukaryota; Fungi; Basidiomycota; Agaricomycetes; Agaricales; Agrocybaceae. The transcript is spliced from 7 exons. Bases 1 to 903 code for a protein of 300 amino acids.